AUGCGAAGGCAGGUGAAGAAGGUACUGAGGGAGAAAGCAGAUGACUCCAUGAAACCCGGCUGGGACGUUUAUCAACCGUCGAAUGAUGUGGUGUACGCCUUUAACCACUACAUGCAGGGUUCCCAGAUUGAUGCCGAGGCGAGGGAGAAGGCCGAAAAGGCCUUUCAGGAGGCUGUGAAAAAGCAUCCAUUUCACAACAACGCCGACCAUACAGUUGACUUCCAUGGUACCACAGUGUUCAGAAACGCAAAGGGAAAGGUCUGUGGGGUGUUAAUACCAAAGGCUCUACCAUCGUUCGCAACCUCUAUGGCAGCGGACGUCCUUGAGUGCGCGGUGGCGCGUACCUCCCUUCGUUCGGCACUGUUCGGUGGGGUUUCCCCUAAUAGUGGCAUUGCUGGUUAUUUCGACUACCGUGGUACCCCCGUGGAACUGAAGUGUCGCAAGACCUCCUUUACCUACGAGCACACUAAAGAGUGGCGAAGUGUGUUCCCUAUGAUUGACUAUACGAGCGCAAUUUAUAAGGCUGCUCUUCCAGACCACUGGAAAGCACAGGAUGCAGCGGUGCCGGACGUAGUACGCAUCCACGGUUCUCCUUUUUCGACACUGACAGUCAAUGAGCGGUUUCGCACCGCCUCACACACAGACAAUGGCGACUUCGAUAACGGUUAUGGUGUCCUAGCUGUGCUCAAAGGUGAGUAUAGUGGUCUUAGCCUAGCCCUCGAUGACUAUGGUGUUUGCUUCAACAUGCAGCCAACAGAUGUCUUACUCUUCGACACGCACCUGUUCCACUCAAACACGGAGCUAGAGGCCAAGGAGGCCAACGCUACCUGGAAUCGGUUGUCGUGUGUGUUCUACUAUAGGGCGGCUCUGGGGGAGCAACCUUGCGUGGAGGAAUACCGGAGGCGCCUUAAGAAGGCUAAGGAAGAAAAAUCCACGUCGCUCUCUUUCAACCAUAUUGAGCAGAAGGACAACGGAGAAAACACCAAUAAGCCUGCCCCGGUAUAUCCGGUUUCCUUGACACCGUUUAGUUGUGCAGCAAGUGCAUGGGCCCUACGUGGCUGUGCAGCUGCGAUGCUCACCAGGUUGCACGGCUUGGUGCGAGAAAAUGCAUCGCUGAUGACGGAACUGUUUGGUGAGCCGGUGGAAGUAGCUGAUGGACUACCGCGGCGCGCACCGGAAGAAAUUAUACCAGUCCACAAGCACACCAAUGUGCAAAUGCAUUAUUUGGGUGGGUUCAGCGAGAAGGGCGAUAUUUUGAACGAAGCUAUGAAUAAGCGGCAUUAUCUUGACAAGGAAAAUCUCCAAAAAAUGUUUGGAGAAGAGUUCGUUAACAUAUGGACUCAGAGUCGAACACACUGGCUACAACUCGUGAAAAAGGAAUGGGAACAUCAAAAGGAGACCAACCCGACCCGCACAAGAUUCAGUUGGAACAAUACGUCUGCCAUGAACUUUGCCUUUUUUGACUUGUGCGAUGUAGCGAAGCAGCUGAUGUGUGGAGCAUUUGGUGACCGUGAAGUAAACAAGAAGGAAGAGCAAAGCUUCUGGGGAAUGUUUGCCGCCCACCUGGAUAAUGCAUGCAUAAAUGAAAUUGGUAUGCUCCAAGGCUCCAUGGGCAUGCACAAACUUAACGUCAAGUUGAAGGAUUACAACUUCGGGGGGACACGCUACCUCAAGGACAUGCCACCGGAGGAGCAGGAAAGGAGGCGAAGGAGGCGCUUGGAGAUCGAGCAAGCGCGGAGGCGUGCACCCAUCUGUGACAGUGAGUCGGGCGAUUGGCUACGUAACGAGGCCUUCGAUUACCAGACGGAAGAUGUAGCGGUUAACUAUGAACGGGAGCAGUGGAUAACACCAGAAAAUAAUGCAAAACGCUUCGGUUUCCCGGAACGCGGGGUCUAUGGUGCUGAAGGUGCUGCCACGGGUACCAUUAGCGUUCUUAUUGUUCUUCCAAAGCCCACCAACCAUCGGCAGAAAACGUGUGAACUGCCAACGUCGCGGGAAGCAGAUCGAAUUAUGAAAAACCCUGCUGCACAACGGCUGUUGUGCGCAAAGCCUUGUAACAUAGGGCUCUCUACCAGCAGUAAUAAGUCACGCACCGUGCUUUGCGGUAAUAUCCGGAUUGAUAAAGUCUUUGAUGGUGGUAGCGUUGGUGGAAAAAUGUACGAUUUCGUGAUCAUGCGUCACCUUCUUGCCGCAACCACCGGAGAGCGUGAACCCCUGGAAUGCCUAGUGCGUUGGACAUCCCUUGCUCGAUACUGUACCUUCGUUGUCGAGGUUGACUUGUUAGACAGACACCAUUACAUCCUCAAGAGCGAAAUAGGGGAGGAGUACAGUGCGGUUUCGGAGAUAUGCUUUAGCGCGCUCUACUCCGCAACCUAUGCACGAGACAAGGUCAAUCUACGUACUACCCCUUGUCUUUUGUCCUUCAUCGAUAAAAGCGGAAACAUGUUGGAGUCUCGAUUCAAGUUCAAUGGAUCGCCCUUGAAUACGGUGGCCUUUGUCGUCCGCAGACGGGAGAAAUAG
Molecule: messenger RNA, 2520 nt
Organism: Trypanosoma brucei brucei TREU927
Lineage: Eukaryota; Euglenozoa; Kinetoplastea; Trypanosomatida; Trypanosomatidae
Product: chaperone protein DnaJ
Exons: 1
Coding region: 1-2520 (839 amino acids)
Source: RefSeq, a predicted model, not a curated record